Molecule: messenger RNA, 405 nt
Organism: Apodemus sylvaticus (European woodmouse)
Lineage: Eukaryota; Metazoa; Chordata; Mammalia; Rodentia; Muridae
Gene: Kncn
Product: kinocilin
Exons: 4
Coding region: 1-405 (134 amino acids)
Cellular component (GO): cuticular plate; ciliary basal body; kinocilium
Source: RefSeq, a predicted model, not a curated record
AUGGACAUCCCCAUUAGCACCAGAGACUUCCGCUGCCUGCAGCUGGCCUGUGUGGCCCUUGGCCUGGUGGCCGGCAGCAUCAUCAUCGGUGUCUCCGUGUCCAAGGCUGCCGCUGCUGUGGGUGGUAUCUUUCUUGGUGCUGCUGGGCUCGGGCUCCUCAUCUUCGCCUACCCCUUCCUGAAGGCUCGGUUCAACCUGGACCACAUCCUACCUGCCAUCGAUGGGAAUUUGGGGUGCUCUCAUCCUGCAGGAAACCUGAGAGUCCAUCCUAACUCAGGACCAGACCAUGGGGAGGGAAGAUCUAGCAACAACGGCAAUAAAGAAGGAGCCCGCGGCGGCCUGUCCACGGUGACCAGAACCCUGGAGAGGCUGAAGCCCGGAGGCCGGGGAACUGAGGAGGGCUGA